AUGGCGAAGUGGUCACUUCUUUGGCCUUUGACUUUCGGCGUCGCCAGCGCGCGAAGUUCUGAACCCACUGCGUUCUGUAGUGAUGACAUCGCUUAUCUUCAAACCAAGGCCAGCCAGGCAAUCUGUGACCCGGAUGUCCUUAACUCUGGUCGAUGUGUUGGUGACGGCGCUUGCUUCGGCUGUGUGCCUGCCUCGGACGGCCAGAAGAUUCCCACCGACGACAUCAACGGCUUUCCGACCGGCUUCCUCCUGUGCGAAAACAACCCAGCUGUCUUGGACGCGCCGACGUGUACCAUCUCCAGGGAAUCUCCGUUCGCCUACAGCUUUCAGAACCCCAAGAACUACUUGCAGUGCACCGGCAGUUCAGCUUGUUACAAUUGGCGCGUCAAAGACUUUGCAGCUCUCUGCUGUGAUGGCAAUUCCGCAUGCCGGACGGAUGAGGGAGCGCAGGUGACCAACGAAGCCAACUUCGCCCUGACGUCGGGCAAUCCCAACUGUCCUCCGGAUGUUUGCUGCCGAGGCAUCCGCGCCUGCAGUUUCCUGACCAACAUUUCAGGAGUUAGCUCAGCUGCCUGUAGCAGUUCUAACGCUUGCGAGCAGGUCACCAUGUUUUUGUCCAGGGACCUGUUCUGCUCGCGGCGCGACGCUUGCAAACGGGGCAUUUUCCGCUUCUCAGCGGCCGGCACCGGACCUUCAAAGCACUGCGUCCAGUGCCUCGGCUCAGCCUGCAAGGGUAGCCAGAUGUCCUUUACUGCCGGCAAUGUCGAGUUGCAAUGUCCCGGCCGCAACACUUGUAUCACUCCCAAUAUCUCUUUGAGUCGAUCGUCCUGCAUCCAUAUCAAGUGCGAUGUGCUCAGUUGCUUCGACAUGAGCGUCGUCGAUGACGACUCCAGCGGCUCUCGCUGUUUCUGCAGUGGCGCUGGCUGCACCAAUCUGGUGGGACCACUGACGUGCGAAACGCCGUUGACGGUAAGCCCAUGUGGUCAGGACAUCUGCAAGGAGGACAGAAGUCCACGUGCCUUUUGCGACAGAGGGCUCCGAGAUCCUCCAGAUUGCUCAGCGUGCGCCUCUGGUGGAGGUGUGGUUGGCGAUCCUCAUAUUACUACGCUGGAUGGUCGACGCUACACGAUGCUGCAGCAAGGGAACUUUUUGCUAUGGAGCUUUUCAGGUUUGGAUGCAGAAGUUCCAUGGGUGAAUGGCCAAAUGAAGCGAAUUCCGCUCGAUUUCCGAAUCUAUACCCACUACUCAGGUCGAGCGUCCUUCACGAAAGGCAUUCUGUUGGUCGACCGCUCUGGAGCAGCACCUCGCCAGGCCUUGGAAGUCACGUCUUUGGACUGCGCUUGGAAGACCAAAAGCACCGGCAGCUGGCGCCGAAGCGAGACGGAAUUUCUGAAGCUGGAAGCUGCGGGAGCAACCUUCGGAGCUUUCAACGUCACCGCUGGAAAGGCGUGGCACGAGCGACAGCAGCGACAGGACCUUGGACGAAUUGAACGUUCCGAGGUGCAGCUUUUGAUGCGACAGAAGGGAUGGACCAGAAUUGCGCAGCUGCGGGUCACUUGCAAGCCAGGUCAUCACAUUGCCGCCAAGCUGAAGAUGUCCAGUACGGCGCAGAAUCGCUUCGUGAAAGGAGAACUGGCUCCUAGCGGCCACUCCACUCUCGUGGCAGGUUUGAAGGGUGGACGACUGGCUUUUGUGGCGAAAGACACAGAGUUUGCGGCGGACAGCUGGAGGGACUUGGGUGGAAGCCAGGAGACGGCAACGUACUUGGCAUCGACAGGAGCUGAAGGAUGGGAAUUUCUCUCGCGCUGCGAAGGGCCAGAGGAGACCGCAGCUCUUGCAGUUUGCCAAAAGCACUGGGCUCUGGCCAAAGCUGGAGAUUCGUCGAAAUUCGUGGGUUCUCGGAACGAGGUUGAGCAGAAGGCCAAUUUCUUGGCUGAUUGUGCUUUUGACGUUUGUGCUGGUGGUGAAACUGCCGCCCAGCUUGCAGCAGAUCUGCUGAACUUUGAAUAGGCCAUGGCUGCAGGCCUUGUAGAAAGGCUCUGGGUCUCCUGGAAACGCAUGGAAGCACUGAGGCACAUGCGUCCUUGAGCCGUGUGCUUAUCAAUUAUUACCCACUGAAUUCGUGAGUUGGAAGCAAUUGCGCGUGAUAUAUCAUCUGCGUUGACUUCAGCCAAGAGCGCAGAUCAACGCAGAUGACGUGGCUGCUGUGACUGCUUCUCCCUCCGCGCCAGAAUCUUUGAGU
Molecule: messenger RNA, 2242 nt
Organism: Cladocopium goreaui
Lineage: Eukaryota; Dinophyceae; Suessiales; Symbiodiniaceae
Source: the annotation of a GenBank genome assembly